AUGAGGUACAUCCCCCACAAGAGAGGCAAACCCUCGCGCUGGGUGCGCGAGGCUGCCGGAAACGACGACGUCGAGGGCAUCGACGCCGCGCUCGACGCGGCGAGCAACAAGGACGAAGCUUUGAACAAGGGCGAUAUUAUGGGCAGGACCGCUCUCCACUGGGCGGCGGGACGGGGCCGGGUCGAUGCGGUGCGCCACCUCCUCGCUCUCGGGGCCAGGGUCAAGAUCUCCGGCAUGCACCACACCCCGCUCCACGACCUCGCGGAGAGCGGCGCGGCUGCCGCGCCGACGCUCGUGCAGGAACUCGUGGAGGCCGCGCCCUGGCAGCUCACGUACAAGGACAACACCGGCGCCAUGCCUGUGGACAGGGCGAAAAGCGCGGGGCAGCGCCAGAUGGUUCGCGCGCUCGAGUCCGCCGCCAUGAUGGUCACCGGCGCGGAGCGCGCGAUGAUGAGUCGCCACACGCACUCGUUCCUGCCUUCGUGCCUGUCCGUCGCGACGAUCAGCCUCGACUCGCCCGGUAGCAGCGUCACCAGGCCGCUGCUGGAGGGGGCGUGA
Messenger RNA from Micromonas commoda, 558 nucleotides. RefSeq lists its product with no specific name. The coding region runs from base 1 to 558 and encodes 185 amino acids. Gene Ontology annotation, molecular function: protein binding. The record is from RefSeq and is a predicted model, not a curated record. The transcript has a single exon. NCBI's taxonomy places the organism in Eukaryota, Viridiplantae, Chlorophyta, Mamiellophyceae, Mamiellales, Mamiellaceae.